AAAAAAAUGACAACACACGAACCAGCAAAUCACCUGCUACUCCCACCCGAACUAUUCCAUCAUCACAUCUUUUUAUUUCUCGAUACAAAAACCUUGAAAAAAUCCAUCUCACUCCUCUGCCGAAACUUUUACGAAUGGGUGAGCGAGAAUGUUCGCUCUCUCGUGUUGGAUUUUAAACUAAUCCCAUCGAUCAAUCAAAAGAAGGCAAUCUAUGAGUGUGCGAGUGGUGGAUCGUUUCGUAAUAUUCAGAGUUUGACUUUGAAAAAUGUAAAUGAUGGAGUGAAGGGAUUGUUUGUGGAAAAUAAUUGGACGAAACUUACUAGUUUGCAUAUAGUUAUUGGAAGGUUGGGGUUGAAAGAUUUGGAGGAAGUUUGUUCGUUGAAGCAAUUGACUAGUUUGAGUUUGAGAAAUAAUAGUCAAAUAACGAAUGAUAUUUAUACGAAUAUUGCCGAAUUGAAACAUUUGACAAGGUUGAAUUUGAGUGGUCUUCAUAUUUCUAAUAAUUGGUAUUAUAAUUUUGUUAAAUUUGGUCCAACUGGAUUGAAAUCAUUGAAUUUAUCAUGUUGUAAUAUUGAAGCAGCUCAAUUGAAUCUGAUCGGAACAUUGUCAACACUUGAAUCGUUGAAUUUGGAAGGGUAUACGAAUUUGAGUACAUUAGAAUCAAUAGACAAGUGGAAUAUGCCAUCUCUCACUUAUUUAAACCUUGAAAAUCGACCAUUCUCAAAAUCAUUAGGAGAUGUCUGUAAAUUGACCUCAUUGAGAACUCUUAACAUGUCCAAUUGUGGAAUUAGCGACAAAAUGAGCUGGGAAUUAAUAUCUUUAAAUUUAUUUCCUAAUUUAACAAGUUUGGAUGCUUCACAUAAUAAUCUUUCAAUAUCCUGGUUCCAAAACAAUGCUCCAAAUUUAACAAACUUGAAUCUGACUUGUUGUGGAAUUGAUGAUACGGAAAUUAUUCAAUUAUUUAGUGGAAUAGCUCCAAAACUUGCCAUACUCGAUGUUUCAGAAAAUGAGGUGACAGAUGACGGGAUAUCGACAAUAUCGACCUCUCCAUAUGCUUCCAGUUUGAGAUCUAUUACUUAUGUUUCUACUAAUAAUAUAUUUGUAAUAACUGAUUUGAGUAUGAAAUUCAUUUCCAAUUCUCCAUAUUUAGAAAAUUUAACACAAAUUAACUUUUCUGGAAAUCAAAUCUAUGCCAAAGGUCUUUUAUACUUGAGUCAAAGCUCCCUUGUAAACUUAAAAGUUUUGAAACUCUGCAGAACGAACAUUACCGAGUCUAGUUUUAGAGAAUUCAUGAAAAGUGGAAAUAUGAAAAGACUUUGUGAGAUUGAUUUCACAAAUUCAAUUUAUUUAGAUAAAAGCGUGUGCAGAAAGGCCUUUCCUUAUCUUAAGAGGUUGAAUAGAGUAAGCGUUUUCGAAUAAAUUAGUUCCGUUUUGAUAAU
Naegleria gruberi is the source of this 1439-nucleotide messenger RNA. RefSeq names its product leucine rich repeat domain protein. The coding region runs from base 7 to 1419 and encodes 470 amino acids. The transcript has a single exon. Gene Ontology annotation, molecular function: protein binding. Lineage: Eukaryota; Heterolobosea; Eutetramitea; Acrasida; Naegleriidae. The record is from RefSeq and is a predicted model, not a curated record. Gene Ontology annotation, biological process: SCF-dependent proteasomal ubiquitin-dependent protein catabolic process. Gene Ontology annotation, cellular component: SCF ubiquitin ligase complex.